CUUCAUCUGCGACCGAUCCAAAUUGUCUUCUUUGUGGACCAUAUUCGCUUCAGUAUGAGUGACACAAACUCCGCUGCUCAGUCCUCGGGACACAUGGAGGAGUACCUUGACGGGCCUCAAGCCAAAAAACCCUGCAUGCAGGAUACGCCACCCAUUGCUCUGACCCCAGCAGAUGAUGGCAGUGAUUUCUACAAUACACCAUUGAAUGCAGGCUCUCCGGUAGCCAGCGACGACAUCAAAGACAAGGAGGAAGCUAUCGUUAGCCCAACAAGCGAUGUAACAGCGUCUGCCACAUCUCAUCUUCCAAUUCCAGGAUUGAGCCUCGUCAACGAUAAUGUCCAAGAGACUUCCCCAGAGAACCAGCCUAGUCAACCACAGCACACCAGCACCAGUAACGAUCAGACUUCCGCGGCUCCAGCUGAGCCUGUUCUUGCGUUGGAGCAAACUGCCCGAGCCGCCCCCGAAACACAGCCCGAAGCCAUGGAGGUGGAUAAAGAGGCUACGAACGACGCAGCGGCCCACGAACGGGAACAAGAAUCUGCUGCGGGUACCGUUGAAGGGGCCGAGGAGGAACAAGACGAUGAGCAUCCCGAAUGGGAAAUUGACUCCUCUCCCUACGAAUCUUCUUCCGAUGAUUCCUCGACGGAUUCCUCCGACGACAGCGACGAUGACGAAGAUUAUCCGAUCCUGAGCCCGGAAGAACAGGCGCGGAUUCUGAUGCAGGCGGAGUUAGGCUCCGACGAUGAGGGUGAUGGAAAGGGUCGAUCAGGUGGCCAGCUGAAGACGGCAAAUGAGAUGCCCGAAGAGGUUCUGCCCAUCCCUGACAUUACUAUUUCUCCUGAGAUGAAGAUUGUACUCCUCGGCCAGGUCGAAACCAUUGUCGAAAACACCCUUCUGAUCGUGGCCAACACCUCCGGAGAAUAUCAGGUGCUCGAGUCUGGCUCCUUGCUUUGCUUGGAGGACCGUACCAUCGCCGGUGUAGUUGCCGAGACGCUGGGAAGAGUCGAGAACCCGCUCUAUGCGGUGCGCUUUCCCACGGCAGCUGCCAUCGAAGAGCGUGGAAUCACGCAGGGCAAGACUAUAUACUACGUCGAGGCACAUUCUACGUUCGUCUUCACUCAACCUCUCAAGGGGCUUAAGGGAAGUGAUGCUUCGAACUACCAUGACGAGGAAGUUGGUGAGGACGAGGUCGAGUUCUCCGAUGACGAGGCGGAAGCCGAGUACAAGCGCAAGGUGAAGCAGGAGCGCCAGAAGAAUAAGGAAGGCAAGAGUGACUCUGCCAGAGCGAAGCGAGGUCCACCGGGCCCCUCAAAACUCAGCUAUAGCGAAUUGAACUACGACGACUCCCCGGCAGACGAUGGCUAUACGCCCCUUGCCCGCCCGAAGAAUCUGCACGAAAUGAUGCGCCAGCAGGAGGCACCUGUCGAGGCGGAUGGCCCUCCUGGCCACAGCAGGAAUAACUCCGGUUUCCGUGGUGGUCGAGGCCGAGGCCGAGGCUCGGAUCGUGGUCGCGCUGGUCGUAGCCGCGGAGGGGCUGGAGCAGGAUCUCGCGACACUCGCGAGCAUCAUGACCGAUCGUCUUAUCAUCAGCAACAGGCACAGCCUUCGCAACAUCAGCCCCAACCUCAAGCCCAAAAUCAACACGCUGCUUACAUGCAACAAAUGAUGAGUGCUGGCCAACCGUCCAGUGCAUACGGUCAUCCUCAACAGUAUCCCUUCGCUUUCCCACAGCAGCAGCAACAACAACAGCAACAACAGCAACAGCAGCCUUACAGCCAGGGAGCUGUGCCGGCCCCGUUCAAUUUCCAGGUUCCAUUUCAACAGGCCUAUCAACAGCCGAACCCGUACCAGCAGCUUCCGCCUAACAUGCAAAUCAAUCCUUUGCUCAUCGCUGCCCUUCAGCAACAGCAACAAUUACAGCAACAGCAGCAACACGCUCCGGGACAACAACCGCAGGCGCAGGCUCCCACUAUGAACUUUGACCAGGUCAAGGCUCAGUUGGAUUUGCUACGGCAUCUUAGCAACAAUCAGCAGGGUCCGCCCCGGCAAUGAUUGUGUCUUCUUUUCUGUUUGCUAUCUUGCACCUGGAAUACAAAAUUAGAUAUGUGGGGUUGGGUGUAGCUGCGUCUUUAAUUGGGGGCAUUUUCAUGGCAUGGGUAAUCAAAAGUUGUUCUAUACGUUCACCAUUUAACAUGAAGCGUCUUCUGAAUAUGUACAGUGUGCAGACUUG
This is a messenger RNA of Aspergillus saccharolyticus JOP 1030-1, 2230 nucleotides long. Its product is annotated as RNA-binding snoRNP assembly protein NAF1. The record is from RefSeq and is a predicted model, not a curated record. The coding region runs from base 55 to 2052 and encodes 665 amino acids. Gene Ontology annotation, biological process: ribosome biogenesis; pseudouridine synthesis; box H/ACA snoRNP assembly. Gene Ontology annotation, molecular function: RNA binding. Gene Ontology annotation, cellular component: sno(s)RNA-containing ribonucleoprotein complex. NCBI's taxonomy places the organism in Eukaryota, Fungi, Ascomycota, Eurotiomycetes, Eurotiales, Aspergillaceae. The transcript has a single exon.